Molecule: messenger RNA, 207 nt
Organism: Brugia malayi
Lineage: Eukaryota; Metazoa; Nematoda; Chromadorea; Rhabditida; Onchocercidae
Gene: Bm876
Exons: 3
Coding region: 1-207 (68 amino acids)
Source: RefSeq, a predicted model, not a curated record
AUGAAUCUGACAGUACUCAGUAUUCUACUUAUUACGCUGUUCCACCAACAAUAUUUCACCCAAGCAGCACCUCCUCCUUUCGUUGGAUCCAUGAAUCGGCAUAUGAAUAAUGUAUUGGGAUCGUCAGAUGCCGACGGUUCAUUGCCAAAUGGAGAUAUAAAAUUGUGGAAGCGAGAGAUAGUUCCACCUUCAUUAAGAUUUGGAUGA